This is a messenger RNA of Oncorhynchus kisutch (coho salmon), 1668 nucleotides long. Its product is annotated as trace amine-associated receptor 13c-like. Gene Ontology annotation, cellular component: membrane. Lineage: Eukaryota; Metazoa; Chordata; Actinopteri; Salmoniformes; Salmonidae. The record is from RefSeq and is a predicted model, not a curated record. The coding region runs from base 323 to 1276 and encodes 317 amino acids. Gene Ontology annotation, molecular function: trace-amine receptor activity. Gene Ontology annotation, biological process: G protein-coupled receptor signaling pathway. The transcript has a single exon.
CACUAUAUUUUCCCAUUAAAAUGAUCAGUUGAGAAAAUGUACCUUUGCUCUCAUCUCUAACUACCAGUAAGACUGAAGGACAGGCUAGGUGGGCAGAUGAACAUCCAAUCCUGUUAUACAUUACAUCAUAAAUUAUUUGUUUAUCUAACCGUUUGUUAGUGUGUGUUUGCAUGCAGAGAGACUCCGGGGAGGGGAGUUUCUGUCAUUAACUCAGGGAUAAAUAGAGAGGCAGAGCUCAGAGUUUGUCAGAAGGCGGACCUGACAGGGUCACACACAGGACCAAGCAGGAGCAGGACCUCAGCAUUUUGACCUUUUAUUACAAAUGGAGAAACAUGAAGAUGUUCAAUACUGUUUUCAAGACAGAAACUCUUCUUGCAGAAAGGCUUUUCUAUCGACAUCUAUCUACAUAACACUGUACAUCUUCUUCUCAUUGAUUUCAGCAGUUACAAUAUUUUUGAACGUACUGGUGAUCAUCUCCAUCUCUCACUUCAAACAGCUCCACACUACAACCAACCUGCUCCUCCUCUCUCUGGCUGUGUCAGAUCUCCUGGUGGGACUGAUUGUGAUACCAGUAGUGACUGUAGCAUUAAUGGAAUCAUGCUGGGGUUUUGGUCAAUAUUUCUGCGUGUUUCAUUUAUAUAUGGCUUUUUUAUGUACCUCUUUAUCUCUGGGCAAUUUGGUCUUGAUAUCUAUUGACCGCUAUGUUGCUGUGUGUGAUCCCUUAUUGUACCACUCUAAAAUAACAAUAACUAGAAUAAUGUGUUGUAUAUUCAUUACCUGGUGUUGUUGUAUCAUAUACCGUGCUGCUAUUAUAAAAAACUUUGUAAAUGUGCAGGUACCCAGUAGGUGUUUGAAUGAAUGUUUUAUUGUCGAAGGAAUAAGCUGGGGUAAUAUAAUUGACCUUAUAUUUACAAUGGUUGUCCCGUGCUCUAUUAUUAUAACACUUUAUAUGAAAAUCUUUGUGGUGGCCAGAUCACAGGCCAGAAAGGUAUUUUCAAAAGAGGCUGCCAGUGUGUCUGGUGUUAAAACUCUACAGGCAAAUAAGUCUGAGAGAAAAGCAGCAAAAACUCUGUCUAUUGUUGUUAUCAACUAUCUCAUUUGUUGGAUUCCAUUUCUUUUUGUUUUCUUUUUGUAUUUUUUAAUUGGCAGUUUAUUUUUAGUUAUGAUCAUCGGCUUUCUACCACUUUUUAACUCUUUUAUCAAUCCAAUAAUUUAUGCUUUCUUUUAUCCAUGGUUCAAAGUGACAGCUAAACGUAUUUUAACUCUGAACUUUUAAAUUGUAUUUUUUUUUAUUCUUUAUUUAACUAGUCAGUUAAGAACAAAUUAUUAUUUACAAUGUCGGCCUAACUUAAGGCAUAAAUAGUAAAUAGUUUUUUCCUACGUUUGACAAACAUGUGUUUUGAUAUAGUUUUGCAAUACAAUUGUUGUAAUUGCUUCUUUGAUGUAACAAUACACUGACAUUACUUAUCUCAGUAUUGUCAUCAUAUGGUAGAUGCGUGUGGUGGUGAUACAGCAUUAUUUGUCUGGAUUGGUUUGGAAUGACUUGGAAAAAGUAUAAGAAAGCAUAAGCUUGUUUUAUAAAAUACAUUGAAGUCAUUGUGGGUUGUAUAUUCCAAAUACCAAAGGCUGUGGUUGUUCCAUGUUAUUUAAUAAUAAAUAGUAUGUAAG